Molecule: messenger RNA, 1443 nt
Organism: Camelina sativa (false flax)
Lineage: Eukaryota; Viridiplantae; Streptophyta; Magnoliopsida; Brassicales; Brassicaceae
Source: RefSeq, a predicted model, not a curated record
CUGACACGACAGCGUAUUGAUGAUCUAUUCUAUUCUAUUGAUAUUCAUGUGUCUUAGAAGAGCAUUUCCGGGUAAAGAAACUUACCAUUUUAUUUUGCACAUCUAAUAAAUUGAUCCCCAAGGAAAGAGGCAGAGUUUUGGGUGUUUAGGGUUUUAUUAUUGUCUUUUUGAUUCUCUUCUGUGGAAAAGCGAAUUAGGGUUUCUAAAACAAUGUCUCAGAUCUUGUGCCGAAUCUCGAAGUUUUCAACAUCUCGGAACCGGAUCCUCUGUUUCCGACGAUCGGAAUUCUCGACGGCGGCGACGACACCGUAUCUCCUCCUCGGAAGCGAUCUUGUGGGAAAAUCUCCUUGUGGUGGAAAAGUCGUCAACUUCAACCUCUACGAUCCGAGGAAGCAAGAGCAAGUGAAGAUCGAAAACAAGAUUCUACCAAAGGAGGUCUACAAAUCUCACAGGAUAGGAUCAUCAAGAGGAUGGUUAGCUUUGGUGAACAAGAAAGAUUCAACGGUGCGUCUCGCUAACAUCUUAAACCCCUCCAAGAAGAUCAUAUCUCUGCCUCCAAUAACCAGAGACAAAUAUGAAUAUGUUGUUAAUGUCUCUGUCUCAUCAGACUGUGUGGUCGCCGUCAAGUUUUACGGGUCAAGAGUCAGUAUUUGUGGUCCUGGUGACUCGGCGUGGACUCGCAUCGACGUGCCUUGUCCAUCUUUUCUCUCUUCUACUGUCAUGUACUCGGAGAGAGACCGGAGACUUUACUUGAACAAUUGUAACCCUGACUACACCGGUCCAACCGAAUUCACACCUAAAUCAUCCGGUUUAAACACUCCGGUUUGUGGCUACAAGAGGUUCAUCUUCUCUAACUUUCUUGAAGAAAUGCCAGAGUUGGAGAACGAAAUGCGUCUUUCUCGUUUCAAGAUUCAACAGCAACUCGUCGAGUCAUCUUCCGGCCAAUCCUUCAUCGUUCUUUGGUUCGUGGAGAGAUUUACGGACAAAGGAGAAGUUGCGCCAUGGGGAGACACACGUUACAACAACAGCAAAGACCUUCGCAGGAAGACCCAAAAGAUCAUGGUGUUUAGGCAAGACGAAGAGCAAGGGACUGGUCCUUACACCGAUGACAUUGGUGAUCUUUGCAUUUUCUUGGGCGAGAAUGAAUCCUUCUGUCUCUCUGCUAAGGACUUCCCUGGUCUUAGCCCUAACUCGGUUUACUUUGCCGGCCUUGGUUCUGGUUUUGGCAUAUGUGAUCUCGCCUCUGGCACUAUCCGCUAUCUCUCCGACUCCGACUCUUCUCCACCACCCGGUAGCAUGUUUUGGCUUCCUCCCACAAUAUCCCAAUAGGAGAGAAGAUUUGUCUUUCAGUUAUCAAUUAAUUUAAGUUGUUGUUUUGUAUUCAUUGGUAGUCUCUAUCUUCAUUGUGCCGUCGAUUUUGUGUUUUGGACUUCUUAAUUUCAA